AUGACCGCUCCAAACAAGUCAUAUGCCGGGGAGCCGGCAUUGGCCGCCGCAAAAGUAGUCACCUGCCCGACACCGAACCCGAAAAUGAAACAUGAGCAGCCCACGCAACCGCUACAAGUAACUAUUUUACGUUGGCGAACGAAUCCCAAAGCAGAUGAAGCGGUUGCUGACUGUUUCUCGCAUGUGUAUUUAAGUCCUGAUUUAUUCUACCAGUAUUCUUUGGUAUCUUGUAUAAUCUUUAUCUAUAGAUUGUACUACGAUAUGCAAAAAAAGGAACUAGCUUUACUGUUUCUUAUAUUAUAUCAAACGCAAGCACAAGAUGUUUCUUCGCACUCAUUGAGAAAUCAACAUAUACGUCAUAUUAGGCAGAUAUUUUAUCCCCCAUUUGGGCCUUCUCCCUUCUACCCUUCGUAUCCUGGAUACGGUACCGGUGGCGGACUCCUUGGAAAUAUAUUCAGCAUGAGUUUUGAUGGAGACAAAGGCCGCUUAGGUCCAUGGGGACCAUCUAGGACGGAUAUAAGCAAUCUACCCGACUCCAUUGUUGAUGGGCUUACAGAGUUCAUUUUGGACGCUUUGGAUCUGAACCACAACGAACUUUAUGGAUCGAGGCUGCAUCUGCUGAAAAAUUCACAGAACAGUUUCUGGUUGUCGUUAGCUGAAAACGAGCAGGGACGUGAAAAAGUUUUCAAUUCACUGCUGGAAAAGAAGUCGAAAUGGAGCGUAAGCGCAAAAACAUGCAUUGCUGAAGCGCUGGAAGAUGUGCGCUAUUAUCGCCUCCACGAAGGUCAUCUUGUUCCACCGAAGAGCUGUCGUUCGGCGUCAGACAAAGGCGUGAGAUCAGUUCAGAUCAAAGAGGACGCCCUCGAAGAAGUUAAAUAG
Cylicocyclus nassatus is the source of this 879-nucleotide messenger RNA. Lineage: Eukaryota; Metazoa; Nematoda; Chromadorea; Rhabditida; Strongylidae. The record is from the annotation of a GenBank genome assembly.